AUGUUCUACCCAGGAGGUCUUCAGGCAGGAAUCUCCCUUGCUGUCACCGAGGCGAAAGCUGUGGUCUGCUUCGUUCGAGAUGACGAAGAGGCUAGUUGUGUAUGGGAGGAUGAAUACUUUAAGGAUGACGAGGUAAAUCCCUCGAUGAUGGCGAUCGCUGUUGGCAGCGAUGAAGCUGGAUUCUUAACUUCUUUCUGUCCAAUUGUUCGGUUUCCCGCAGUUGUUGUGAUCAAGAAUGGCAUGUUGCGAGAAUACCUCGUGCCUGAAAUAUCCAAGGACGGCUUUCGCAGUCGGCUAAGGGCUGCUCUUGAUGACAGUCAAUCUACGACGCAAUAUGUCCCUCAAAAUACUUCGAGUCCCUCUGCAGCGUCCUCGUCUGCUACUGCGCCUGCUACUGCGCCUGCUCCUGCACCAACAGCGACAGCUAACCCUACCACACCUACGUCUGCGCUCUCAGGAUCAGAUAAGGGUCAACCAGAAGCUUCCGGGACACAACAACCGAAGAGUCACCAGCAAGAGCAUGAUCCAAGCCCUGAACAAACCCAAGAGGCACCUACAAAGGCAGCUGGUUCUCAUGGUACUCCUCAGGCUACGCAGAAACACCAACAGUCGAAAAGAGAGCAACAAGCUCGGCGAUACGUCGCUAAUAUCCAGAAGCAAAGUGUUGUCGAGCCUAGGAAGGAUACAUUAUCGCCUUCCGCCACUGACGCUGGAUCAGGUGUCGGUCCUUCAAACGAAGCUUCGACACCGCGCCAACCAUCACCUCCCAAGCAAUAUCGUCUACAAGUCCGGCUGUUUGACGGAAGCUCAGUGCGAAACAGCUUUGCGCCAUCACAGACUAUCCGCGGGGAUGUACGCCCGUGGCUUGACGGUCUACUACAAGAUGAAAAACGCCCAUAUAAUCUUAAGCAUAUCUUGACACCGUUGCCCAACCGAACGCUUACUAUCGCCGACGAAGAACGUAUGCUUGAAGAUCUUGGACUAGGAUCCACGGCGAACCUUGUGAUGAUCCCCAUCAACUCGUAUAUAGAGGCAUAUAACUCCUCAGGGUCUAGCUUGCCCGUCCGAGCUGCAUAUUCUGCUUACGGCUUGCUCUCCUCUGCAGUUGGAACUGCGACGGGCCUAGUGGGAUCUUUCAUCGGCUAUAAUCCGACUUCUUCGAACUCUUCCGGGUCGGCUCCAACCCCUAGUUCGUCUUCCGGAAAUGGAGCGCGGAGUCCACAGCCUGCUGCCUCCAGAGGCCCUAGGAUUCGGACAUUGAGAGAUCAACGCGAAGAGCAGAAUGACAGUCAACUUUACAAUGGGAAUCAGCUGAAUUUCGAGCCUCAGAGAGAUACAGAUGGGCAAUAA
This is a messenger RNA of Aspergillus thermomutatus, 1350 nucleotides long. RefSeq names its product UBX domain protein. The record is from RefSeq and is a predicted model, not a curated record. Lineage: Eukaryota; Fungi; Ascomycota; Eurotiomycetes; Eurotiales; Aspergillaceae. The transcript is spliced from 5 exons. Gene Ontology annotation, molecular function: protein binding. Bases 1 to 1350 code for a protein of 449 amino acids.